UAAGCAGUGGAAACAGAUUUAUCAGAUAAAUAUUCAUCUUUUGUGGAUUGUCCCGUUUACCACUGAUGUACUUCAUCAUCUUUUGUAAGGAUGUUUAGUAGUUUCUCACUCUUAGCUCUCGUUUCCUAAUACGGUCGAGAUUCACUGGUUGUUUGAAAUUCCACGUGGCUUUGGAAUGAAAACCGAAAGUAUUCUUCACCAGAAAAACAUCGUGCAGUCAUUGAAAAUUGCAAAUAAUUUGGAUCGAAAGAAGUCGUUAUCGACCUCGAUACUACCAACGCAAAACCAAAGCUAUUUAUGUGUACCUUUGCCACCCAACGGAUUCCAUCAUGUGAAACAGGAGGCAUUUCUUGAAAAAGAUGAGUUCGAGGGUAUUCUUGUACAUACCGCAGUGGAGAAAUCGUAUCAAUCGAUCACACGAAGCAUCUCUCAGUCUACGUUAACAAUUCCAGAGAACUACAGUUUUUCCUCGGUACACGUACAAGUCUACAGGCGAAGAUGGGUGAUGCUAGUGCUUGCAAUGCUCAGUAUUGCAAUAUCAUAUGUACAGUGGAUACAGUACAGUAUUGUAGCGAAUAUAAUUACGAGAUAUUAUGACAUAAGUUCGGUAUGGGUCGAUUGGACAUCAAUGAUUUUCAUGGUGGUUUACGUUGUGUGUGUUUUUCCGAUAUCCUACGUUAUGGAUAUUCGAAACAUGCGACAAACAGCUGUGAUAGGAUCGGUCGGAACAGCCAUCGGUGCAUGGAUCAAAGUGUUCUCCACGCAUCCAACUCAGUUCCAAACGGUUCUACUGGGACAAAUUGUUUCUGCUGUUUCACAAGUGUUUUUGCUUAGCAUCCCAUCUAGACUUGCUUCCACGUGGUUCUCUCCCGAAGAAACAUCAUCAGUAUGUGCUUUCGGAGUAUUUGCAGCUCAACUUGGAACAGCCGCAGGGUUCUUUUUCACCCCUAUCGUGAUCAACAAUCAUGAAGACAUUUCUCGCAUUGGGGUGGAAAUAAAAAUUUUCUUGAUGUCGGUUGCAGGAAUUUCCACCGUGAUUGCUUGUAUGGUGAUUGCUGUUUUUAAAUCUGCUCCCCAGUAUGCACCUAGUCACGUGCAGGCAUUGCAGCGUUCGAUGAAACCGAAACGAAAGGACUAUUGGCCAGCAGUGUUAAGACUUUUGCGGAACGACAACUACUUGAUUCUUGUGAUCGCCUAUGGAAUAAAUGUAGGAAUCUUCAACGCAUUUUCGACGCUGCUGAAUCAGAUUGUGAUAAACUAUUUUCCAACUGGCGAAGCAGAUGCGGGUCGUAUUGGUUUAGCAUUAAUCACGUUGGGUCUAGUGGGGUCAAUGGUUUUUGGGUACCUUUUGGAUACGAUGCACAAGUACAAGGCUACAGCGGUGUGGGCGUGUCGGCUAUCGGCUAUCACAAUGGUUGUAUUUGCUUUAGCUCUCGAGACUCGCUCGAAAAAGCUAGUUUCAGUCGCAUCAAUCUUCCUAGGUUUCUUCAUGACAGGUUUUCAGCCAAUUGGUUAUGAGUUUGCCGCUGAGCUAACUUUUCCCGAACCAGAUGGUCCAGUCUCGGGGAUACUAAAUAUUUCGACACAGAUUUUCGGUCUCGUCAUCACGUUAUUAAUCUCCGGACUGCAGCAGAUUCUAGGAGACUUUGUGGGCAACAUGGUUUUCGCCGCAUUUCUCAUGAUAGAUGCAAAUAUUAUUUCAUUGAUCAAAUCUGAGUUGCGUCGGUAUAAUACUCACCUGGAAAUAGAGGACGAGGCAGCCAAAGAGCAGGCGGAAGAUGCAUCUGUUCAUUUUGAUACGAAUAUUUACGAAGACGCGCCCCUUAAACUCAAAAUAGAUGACUGUAGCAGCUGAAACGGUUCACGAUGUGUGUAUUGUACAUAUUAGAUUUAGAUUUUAAUGUCAAUCCUAAGAAUGAUGUUGAAUCAGAAAAACAAGCCAAAUAUUCAAACCAAGAAAAACUUUUUGAAUUUUUAUAAAUAACGAUAUAAAGGCGACCCUGACCACAAAAUUGUAUAAAUUUUUAUCCAAAACCAUUAACAGGUGCUACGAUUCUCUUGACCUCUGUCAAAAGUUAUUCAGUGAAAUGAAUAUGGUAAAAAAUUGAUUUGUGCGAUACAAUUAAUUAUAAUUGAUUAUAAAAAUUUAAUUUCGUUCAAGGGGCCAAUCACUUUAAGCUUUGUCUGAUUUAUUAAGUUUAGAAGAAAUUGUGUAAGAUUAUUAGCGGAUUAAAGCAAUUUUUAGAGGGGCUCAAUUUUCGAGUUUUUUCAGCUAGUCAAAGGGUUACCACCAGCCUGAGUUUGUAGUUUAAGAAAAGAUGGAGAAAGGGCAAAUGUAUCUCCAAAACGUUAGUGAAAUAAAAA
Malaya genurostris is the source of this 2364-nucleotide messenger RNA. RefSeq names its product heme transporter FLVCR2-like. Gene Ontology annotation, biological process: heme export; transmembrane transport. NCBI's taxonomy places the organism in Eukaryota, Metazoa, Arthropoda, Insecta, Diptera, Culicidae. Gene Ontology annotation, cellular component: membrane. The record is from RefSeq and is a predicted model, not a curated record. The coding region runs from base 176 to 1855 and encodes 559 amino acids. Gene Ontology annotation, molecular function: heme binding; heme transmembrane transporter activity. The transcript is spliced from 3 exons.